This is a messenger RNA of Prorocentrum cordatum, 837 nucleotides long. The record is from the annotation of a GenBank genome assembly. Lineage: Eukaryota; Dinophyceae; Prorocentrales; Prorocentraceae.
AUGGGGUGCGGGCGGACGCGCCGCGCACUGCCGGCCGCCAGGCUGCUUCUCCUGCUGCCCUCCGUCUCGGAGGGGGGGGUCGGCUGCGGCGGCCAUGAAGCGCCGGCCUGCGCCUCCUGCCCAGAGGAGCAUGACUCCUCGUGCAACGGCGACUGCGCCUGGCAGCGCGGGCUCGGCAGGUGCACGGCGCGCCCAGUGGAGGCGAUGCCCGAGCUCGACGACCUCCUGGGGGAGCUCGGGCGGCUGCGGCGCGGGCUGCAGGUCCGGGCGCCCGAGCUGGGCGACCGCGCGACGUACAUCCGCAACGCCAUCGUCGGCAGUGGCAGCAGGCAGAGGCAGAGGGAGCUGCUCUGGACGCACAUGCGGUGCCUGGGCGACCGGCCGCUGCACCUCGAUGCCCUCUUCGACCUGCUCCGCACGCCCCGCAGCGCCGCGGAGGCGAAGGACGUUGAGAGCCUGGUAUGGGCGUCCCUGGAGUGGCACCCAGACGAGAAGCUGCAGCAGCAGAUGACGAGGACGCGGGCGCUGCUCGAGCUCGGCCUGCUGGCCGACGCGCUCCGCGCUGGGCGGUCCAUGGUCGAGCUGGACCCAGGCUUCGCGGAGGCCCGGUACCAGCUGGCGCUCGUGCUCGCCCGCAUGGGCAACGGUACGGAGGCGCUCGAGCAGCUCGACCAGGCCCUCCAGCUGGAGCCCCGCCACUUCGGGGCCCUGGCGGCCAAGGGCAAGCUCCUGGCCGCGGCGGGUUCGCGCGGCGAGGUGCUGGAGUGCCUGCACCAGGUCAAGAAGGUGCACCCGCACUUCAACUGCUCGGAGCUCGAGGCCGCCCUGGAGCUCUGA